Messenger RNA from Aspergillus welwitschiae, 771 nucleotides. RefSeq lists its product as uncharacterized. Lineage: Eukaryota; Fungi; Ascomycota; Eurotiomycetes; Eurotiales; Aspergillaceae. The record is from RefSeq and is a predicted model, not a curated record. The coding region runs from base 64 to 375 and encodes 103 amino acids. The transcript has a single exon.
CGUUGCUCGUCCAUUCCGGGGCACCCGCAAAACAGAGAAGAUCCAUUUCCCCUUCUCCUCCCGAUGAAUGACCCGAUCCACCUAGAACUGUACGAUCUACUAAUCAUAAUCUUCAUAUUAGAAGCUAGGGUUUCCCUGUGCCUCCUCUUUACUAAGCAUGAAUGGAUGUAUAUAACUAGUCAACAAAUUGAGGCAGGGCCCUGUGGCUAUCCUCCGGGAGGUAGUGUUCAAGUUCCUAGCCGACAAGUCCUCGGGAUAACACGGGAUGCUGGAAGCUUCCGGCUAGUUGUGUCAUCUCGCCGAUUACUACCUUCUUCCAAUGUCUUAGACGGAAUGCACGGAUGUUUUGGUGCGGUUGCUUUGCAUACGCUUUGAACGAGCACCCGCGCAUCGACCACGCUGACAGCGAUGUUUGUUCUCCAAUAUGGUUCAGUCUUCAGUUUCAAGCUAGUGCUCUGUACUACCACUGUCUGUCUAGUACGAUUAUUUGUCUCUCGAUAGGGCAAAGUGGAUGCCCCAUAACCCUCUAGUAAACCAUCUCGACGCCCUAAGCCCGAUAUGUUAAGUCACUUACUCCUCCGUCAUUUGCAUGUUUGCUCGUGAAGUACUAGAGCAGUAGGGCACGGACUGGACUAGACUAGGUAGAUAGCUAGACUGCUAGUUUAGAGCGAGGGCUGGACAGAACACUAAGCACGCAGGUCUCUCCUGCCUGCGGUGGAGCACGUGGAUCCGAGCGUCUGGCGUAAACACUCACCGGAGCUAUUAUACGAU